AUGGUGCCUUCAUCUUCGUUCCUCCUGAACUUUGCUCUACCGCUGGCACUGGGCAUUUGUCUUCGGUCAUCUACAAUUUUACACCCCCACUCCGGUAUGGGAACCCCUCCCAUGUAUGGCGACUAUGAAGCCCAGCGUCAUUGGAUGGAGAUAACAGUGAACCUUCCCUCCACCGAAUGGUACUGCAACACGACGUCCAAUGAUCUCCAGUACUGGGGGUUGGAUUACCCUCCACUCACUGCCUACCACAGUUACCUGCUCGGGCGUAUCUCCCGCCUGAUUAAUCCUGCUUGGACUGAAUUGCAUACUUCCCGUGGUAUUGAGACCCCAGAGCACAAACAAUUCAUGCGUCUUACCGUUCUUUUCUCUGAUGUCUUUUCAUUCAUGUUGGCCGCGCUCCUCUUUUGUGGUGUAGCAGCGAAACAUUUGGCCAGUAAGGUUGAACUGUCAGGUCUUUCUGUUGCUGUACUCAUGAUGUCUUUUCCAGGACUUAUCCUAGUUGACCAUGGCCACUUUCAGUACAAUUGUGUCAGCCUCGGUUUAUUUUUGGCAAGCGUGGUCCUGUUUUCGAGGAAUUUUGAUGUAUGCGGUGGCAUAGCGUUUUGCUUGGCAAUUUUGUACAAACAAAUGGAACUUUACCAUUCAUUACCGAUAUUUUUUUUCCUCCUCUCAAAAUGCCUUCGUCAAUCCCUAACUGCUGGUCUAACUCAUCUUUCGAUACUGGGGACAGCUGUUUGCUCAACAUUCACUCUGGUUCUUUUGCCAUUCCUCACUCCGGUUGACCAAUUAAAGCAAUUAGGCGCACGGGUGUUCCCCGUGAACAGGGGCCUCUUUGAGGACAAGGUUGCGACUUUUUGGUGUGUUUCUUCAGUUCUUUUUAAGUGGAAGGACUUAAUUCCGGCCAGUGGAAUUUUGAUUUACUGUUUUGCAGCGACUCUUUUCGCCUCUCUUCCUGCCUGUAUACUCUUAUUUAAGAGACCUACCUUACUUCGACUAGUCUUAACUGAAGCCAUCGUCUCACUUGCCUUUUUCUUGUUUUCCUAUCAUGUUCACGAAAAAUCAAUACUCCUUGUUGCAAUUCCGGUACUUUGCCUCCUCCCAGUAUUUCCUUUGUCGUCUAUUUACUUCCUAAUUGUAUCGACACUAAGUAUGUGGGAGCUAUUUCAGAAAGAUGAUCUUUCUCUUGCCUGCAUUGCCCUGGUGUCAAUAUUCCACGCUAUCAGCGCCAUAUGUUUGGCUACGGACUCGGCUGCGAAAGUUAAAGUGUCUCUCAUUCACUUCUGGCCACAAACUGUUUCCUUAUUGGGUUUCUUCAUCAUUUUUAUUUCCGAAGCUCUUAUUCGACCCCCUGACAGAUACCCUUUCCUUUUUCCGCUCAUUUUAAGUGCGUAUAGCUUUGUACAUUUCGUGGGAUUUUCCGUCUUUUGGUACACCCAGCUUUUGCAACUUGAGUAG
Mesocestoides corti is the source of this 1455-nucleotide messenger RNA. The record is from the annotation of a GenBank genome assembly. Lineage: Eukaryota; Metazoa; Platyhelminthes; Cestoda; Cyclophyllidea; Mesocestoididae.